AUGACUGUGACCGACGCAGCCACGUCGGCGGCAACACUAGCCGACCUCGAGGAUCUACCGCCCGACCUCUCCCCUGGACUCAGCGCUAUCCGUCUACUGUGGUCCCGGUGGCCGCGAGCAAGCAAUGGCGGCAACGACGACGCUCACCACAUCUACCUCCGCCCUCCUCGCCGCUCCGACCUCCAGGCCGUGUGGGACAUCCACAGCGACCCUCGCGUCCAUCGCUUCAACCCAAACGGGCCCGACUCCUGGAAAGGCGCGAAGGACCGCCUCGCCGGUUGGCUACACGACUGGCACCAACGGGGCACGGGCUACAUGGCAGUCGUCCAACGAGGCCCACUCGCCGCCGCAGCAAAAAGCCAAUCAGAUCUAUACACCGAGCGAAUCGUGGGCUUCACCGGCGUCCGCUUCUUUGACCUGCCCAAUCAGUUUGUCCCUCAAUCUUCGCCUUUGAUCGCCGACACAUCGCUCCGCCACGUUCGCGACGGCAAGGAGAGGAUCCUCAACAUCUACUACCGCUUCUCGCCACUCGUCGCCGGCCAGGGGAUCGCCUACCAUGCCGUCCGGCUUGUCAUACUCAACGCGCUGCGCAGCUGGCCGGACCAUCAGCUCGCCAUCAUGACGCCGCCCGACAAUCGGCCAUCGCGUACUCUGGCAGAGCGGCUCGGCUUUCGUCCCGUGCGUCAGACGACUUGGUCCGGCAUCCCGCACGUCGACUACCGGCUCUUCGAUGCCGAGCGCGACGCUUUCCUCCGCCGAAUACAGGACGACGCAAGCGCAGCUUCCUCUCCGAUUGUCCCGCUCUUGCUGCGCCGACUCGGCCCGAACGAUGUCGAAUCCCAGAUGCAGAUCAUGCAGACUGCCUUCUUCGAACAGAUCCGGCCGCUCUUCACAGAAGUGCCGCUCGACGAACCCGUCCCAGCGCCGAUCUUCGACCAGUGGAUUGUCUACCAGCGCUGUCGCAUCCGAGCGCUGCUGGAAGAGGAAGCGCUUGCGCAGGGCGUCAGGACCAUCAGCGUCAUUCGGCUCGACCAGCUUCCGGCGGCCGACACAUAUCAGGACGCCGGCGAGGUGCAGCCUCACAUCAUCGGCCUCGUCACGUACGAGCUGCCAGAGCAACAUGCAGCGUCUCAGGACGUCGACGCUCGCUACUCGCACCUGUCGCGCGACGAGGUGCGAGCGACGUGGGACCGUGCCAAGCAGCAGCUGACGCGCGACCCGUUCCCGUGCGGCAACGCGGCGGGCUUCGACGCCAUCAAGGCCAGGAUGGCAGCCUACCGUCUCGACGAGAUGGGCGAGGCACCGCACUACUCGCUCCGCCUCUUCUGCUUCCGACCCGACUGCCGCAGUCAGGGCGUCGGCAAGACGGUGCUCGAGUGGCUCAUGUACUCGGCCUGCGGCGAGGUCGGUGGCGACCGAGGCUACUACCCGCGCGUACCGGCCGUCGAGCAGCACGAGGGCACGGUGCUUGGGGCGACGGCGCUCAGCGAGCCCGGCAGCGAUGUGCCGCGUCUUCCCAUGUCGAUUUCCGAGGAGAGGCAAAACGAGCGGGGCCGUCUGCCGUGGUACCUCGACGCCACCACGCCUGCGAUGCCGUUCUACCGCCGCUUCGGGUUCGGGGAUACAGCCAUGGUCGAGCGACACGGACCCGUCGGGUUCCUCACUCCGCAGCAAUCCAGCUACCUGCACGACAAGUACGGCGACGGGUCAGAGGACGGGGCGCGGACGAUCGACCAGCUGUCGAUGCGACUGAACCCGAUGGUCUACCGUCCCCCAGGGCACUAG
Molecule: messenger RNA, 1785 nt
Organism: Pseudozyma flocculosa PF-1
Lineage: Eukaryota; Fungi; Basidiomycota; Ustilaginomycetes; Ustilaginales; Ustilaginaceae
Exons: 1
Coding region: 1-1785 (594 amino acids)
Molecular function (GO): acyltransferase activity, transferring groups other than amino-acyl groups
Source: RefSeq, a predicted model, not a curated record